Molecule: messenger RNA, 1110 nt
Organism: Rotaria sordida
Lineage: Eukaryota; Metazoa; Rotifera; Eurotatoria; Philodinida; Philodinidae
Source: the annotation of a GenBank genome assembly
AUGUGGUCGACUAAUAUAAUCAUUGUUGCACUACUUGUACAAAUAUUGUUAAUCACUGAUAUCAAUAGUAGUGCUAAUCGUCGUCGACGUCGCCGUCAAACAUCAGGAUCAUUAUAUGGUACAAAUGCAGGCUUAGGUUCAAGUGCGCCUGCAGGUUUUAAUUAUCCCGCAAAUACUAAUAUACAGGGUAUACGUUUGAAUAAUGCAGAUGCACGGGAUAUGUAUGGCAAUCCUAUAGGAUCAUCAUCAAAUACAGAUAAUAAUUUACAAAGUGUUAAUUUGUACGGUCUACCACGUCCACAACAGCAGCAAUUAUAUGGAACAAAUGAUCAAUCAUCAUUAAAUUCUUUAUAUGGUGGAAAUAAUUUUUAUUAUGGUAGUGGUACAAAUCCAAUUUUACGUGAUCAAUAUGGAAAUCCGAUCUCACCAGUUAGUGGAUCUGCUGGUAAUUCAUUGUAUCCGUCGUCAAAUGCUCAAAUGGCUUAUCCACCUGGUUCAAAUCAAGUUUUAACUAAUAAAGACUUUUAUGGUACGUCAUCAAAUACAAAUAAUAAUCAAUAUCCUUAUAAUAACAAUCCAUUACCAAACUCUAACACUUAUAGUGGAUUGAUGGAUACGAAUGCGAAUCAAAAUUUUUUGCCAAAUACAAACAAUAAUCAAUAUUCUUAUAAUAAUAAUCCAGGACCAAAUCCUAAUAGUUAUGGUGGACCGAUAGAUCCUAAUGCAAAUAAAAACUCAUGGCCAAAUACAAAUAAUAAUCAAUAUUCUUAUAAUAAUAAUCUCGGACCAAACCCUAAUACUUAUGGUGGACCGAUAGAUCCUAAUGCAAAUAAAAACUCAUGGCCAAAUACAAAUAAUAAUCUCGGACCAAACCCUAAUACUUAUGGUGGACCGAUAGAUCCUAAUACGAAUAAAAAUUCAUGGCCAAAUACAAAUACUAAUAAUCGAUUAAAUCAAAAUUCUGCUAAUUCUUGGUAUUCAAAUAAAGAUAACAAUUUUCAAAAUUCUAAUAGAUACGGACAACAAAAUCCAUAUUAUUAUAAUAACAGUUAUCGAUCAACAGUAUCAUAUUUUAUUAUAUUUCUCUCACUUUUUGCUACUCUUGUUUGA